Molecule: messenger RNA, 3120 nt
Organism: Thalassophryne amazonica
Lineage: Eukaryota; Metazoa; Chordata; Actinopteri; Batrachoidiformes; Batrachoididae
Gene: blcap
Product: bladder cancer associated protein
Exons: 2
Coding region: 361-624 (87 amino acids)
Source: RefSeq, a predicted model, not a curated record
AGAAGAAGAACGAGUUUCGCGUCAGCAGUGUUCUUUGAGCUAAGCUAAGCUAAGCUCUCAGCAGCGAUGCUGUUUUCUCUAGACUUGGAAAGCAGCCAAGCAACGUCAGGGAUGACCUGACGAUGACAUCAUCUUAUUUCUCUGGCCCCUUCCUGCAUCACCUGAUGGGUGACGGGUACCACAACUCCCGCACACUUUACUAUUGACUGAGUAUUGACUGUCACUGUCCUACACCCUGAGCUCAACUCUUGUCCUCACUGCAGCGUCCUCUGUCUUCCGAGUCCUCAGACAGACUUGGACCGAGCUCUGCUCGCUCACACCUCAAAUCACAGAGGCUGUACCAGGAGAUUAAAAAAGACAAUGUAUUGCUUACAGUGGCUCCUUCCUGUGCUGCUCAUCCCAAAGCCGCUGAACCCGGCGUUGUGGUUCAACCACUCCAUGUUCAUGGGCUUCUACCUGCUCAGCUUCCUGCUGGAGAGGAAGCCCUGCACCAUCUGUGCCUUAGUCUUCCUGGCCGCCCUCUUCCUAAUCUGCUACAGCUGCUGGGGAAACUGCUUCCUCUACCACUGCCACGACACUGCACUGCCCAACGCCGCCCAUGACCCGGCCAUUGUCGGCACCUAGGAGAGAGGAGCAGGUGUGCGGUGACGUGUGGGUGAAGGGCUGAGAUGGCUUCUUCUGGGUGUUAUUGUGGCCGGAUUCUGCCGUGCUGUGGGAGGGGGCGGAACUACACUUUAGCAUAACUGGGAGAAUAUGGUGAUUGCUUUAGGAGAGUACCAUGGAGGACGCUCAGCCAACUGAAACACGAGGACAAAAUCUGUGAAAGCCAUUUACCAAACUGAGAGACAGGGAGAUGAUGGGAGCAGACGUCGCGGCUACAAGAGAACAAACUUCAAUUUUGCUUCCAGCAACUUUUGAUUCAGUCAUUUGCAAAACCAGUCAGAGGCCAGACUGCAGGAUGGUCUUUGUACAGAAUUUUUUAAGGCUACCAGCAAAUUCUUGUGUGUGUUUGACGGUUAACCGUCAGUUUUCCAUCUGUAGACACGUUACCGGAGCUCAGAUCCAAAUCAGAUCUCAGACCUGAUAUUCAGAAAACAAUCUCUUGGAGAAAAAUCAGAUUAGGCUCAUCAUGUAAACGCUGCCUCAUGUUUUGUUGUGGUUGUUACUGUCUGGAACAAUCCUGUCCUCUGGCUUCAUGCGUAACUUUUUUUUUUUUUAAUACCACCGUCUCAGACCGCAGACCGCCUCGCUGCAGAGCUUUGCGGAUGUCACAGGUUCCGCCGGCAGACGUGUUCCACAUCCUCGACUGUUUGUGACAAAUGCUGCUGCUGCGUGUGUUCUUCUUGUUUGAGGAAGAACAGAAAGUGUGGUCCGGCCCGUGGACUCUGCUCACAUUCUGCAGACAAUCAGUUAUUCUACUGUGAAUAAUUAUCGCCAACAUGCUGCCAGCUCACCUCAGGAGAUGGAAGAACGCAGAUAAAUCUUUCACGCAGAGUUGUGUUGUUACCCAGCGUGCUCUGCAGCUGUCUCGUCUCCUCCUCAUCCAACAGUGUUAAUGUCCAUCAUCACCAACAUGCUCUUCAUCUGGUCGCAAACUUUUGUUUCUUUUUCCAUUUGUGCAUGGGUUGCCUUUAGGUAUUGGUUAAGAGAUCUGUUCACACAUUUUAAUGAAUUAAAAUGCUGAAAGCUUCCGAGCGGUGUGGAAAAUGGGGGUGUGUGUGAGAAUGUUUGUUUCUGUGAUGACGUGCUGAUAAAUGCGAAAUGUAAGACAACAGGUGAUUUACAUGCAGGGCUGAAACGGUUCAUCGAUUAACCCCAAUAAUCAAUAUAAUAGAGGGGGCCUCAGGGGGGGUUCAACACAGCCUGGUUUCUCUGCAUCUGUCCAUCUGAUCCCACAAGCUGUAGCUGUGGGAGGCUCUGGGGCCUAUCCCAGCGUACAGCCAUUCACUCUUAAUAUCAGUUAUUGAUUAGCCUAUAGCUUUGGACCAUGGGAGCAAACUCGCGCACGCACACAGGAAGAUCCUGGUGGAAAAAUUUCUGGUUCAGUGCAAAUGCAAUUUUUCUCAAUCAACAGUGUAAUCACAUUACUUGGUUAUGUUGAUCACUUUUUUCUAUAAAAUGUCCAGUUUAAAAAAAGUAACAACACCCCCCCCCCCCCCCCCCCGUCCAAAGAAACAUGUUUUUUUUUCCUAAAAUAUCCAAUGAAAUUAAGAUAAGGUGUGUCAAAUAUCACUACGACAAAGCAUUUAACGAUAAAGACACCAAAUAUUUGCACAGGCAAUGUAUAUAUUAUAAAGAAAAUUUAGACAUCAUACGAAGCUCUGGGCUUUUUUGUUUUUUAAUCAACGUAUUUGUAUUUGGAAUGAAUUCAGCAUGUUUGAAAACGACGUUCGCGUCAUGCGGAUGCAGUGUUUUCUUAAAUGCUAAAUCCAUUUAAACCACAAUUGAUUUAAAUUGCUCAGCAAGAUAUCUUUUUUUUUUUCAAGUUACAUAUCAAACUGGAAAAUUUGGUGCCUUUCCUGUAAAGUGCCCAUAGAUCCCUUUUAUUAAAAAAAAACCUGUGAUACUAGAACCAUUAAACGGUUUGAAAGUGCCUAAUGUUUUUCUUAAAUUCUGUUGAAAGGCAUUUAAAAGCCUUUUACACCUGUUUGUCCUUUUGAAACAUAAGUAAUUUAUUUGUAAGAUUUGUUUUACAACUAUUUAAAAACACAUUAAAGUGUCUUUCAACCAGUUCAGUCAGUUGGAUAACAUUUGAUUGAAAGCACUUUUAGUAGAUCUGAGUUUCAAAUUCAUCACAACAGGUUUAUUUCAAUGGAGAAACCCAUCCUGGAUUCAAAAAAUGUGCCAUUUCAACAAAAAAAAACCUAUUAAUAACUUCUAGUUGGUUAAGUGAUUAAUCGUUUCAGUGCUAUUCACAUGUAGUGUUUUAGUGAAGAUAAGCAAUACAAACUGCUGAGGAGAGUAGCGUGUGUGUGUGUGCGCGCGCUUUCAGUGUUCUGCUGUCAAAGUGCUGGAUGUGGUCGAUUUGGUUUUAAUUUAAGUGUUUUUCUUUCAGCAGGUGAAACUGUUAGAUUCAGUGUUAUGUUUGGAUAUAAGUUCAUUAAACAGUACUUUUGAAAC